AUGCCCGCCGUCCUCGAAAGCAUGACCUCCACCCCCAACUCCCAGAGCCUCGUCAUGGACCCCUCCGCCGACAAGAAGCGCAAUAAACUCGGGUACCAUCGCACGUCGGUCGCAUGUGUCCAUUGCCGACGGCGGAAGAUCCGAUGUCUCGUCGCGGCCGGCGACGCCCAGGGUCGCUGCGAGAACUGUAUCCGCCUGCGCAAGGAGUGCCAGUUCUACCCCGUCGACCAGCAGCCCCCCGUCGAAAAGAAGUCGCGCCCCAACUCCCAACUCGAAUCCGCCUCCACCGACCCCUCCACCGCCUCCUCCUCGCCCCCACCGGUGGGCGGUGGUGGUAGCGACCAGCCCGACGCAUUCUUUCCCUACCCCCCCAUGCCGCUGAGCUCCGGCCCCGACGGAACGACCUUCAACCCCAGCGCCUUUGCCGCCGAUCCCAUGGCAUCCUUCGUACCAGGCCCGCCGGUAGGGUCCGCCGAAUUCACCGCCGCUCCCCCGUUAGAUCCCUCCGUCCCGUGGGACGAGUUCACCACCAUCUCCGAUCCGCAAUUGCUCGCCAACAUGGCCGGCGGGAAACAGGCCAUGAUGAACAGUGUGCCCCCCGCCAUGUGGAGUCCACCCCCGAACGCCAUGGCCCCCGUGCCCGCCCCCUCCACCAUCCCGAGCACACCCACCGUCCCCUCCCAGACCCAAGCCCUCAGCCCGGCCUCAACGUACACCCUCCAGCCCGACGGCUCCGUCUGGCAGAUACCCCCGCGAUCCAUGCCGUUCGCCGCCCCGCCAGACAUGACCGCGCAGCCCUACCCCCGAAUCCGAACUCGUAUCCGCCCAUGCCCCCGACCUCAAACGCCGCGUGACCAGCCCGCGCAGUCCUUCACCGGCGGCCCCGUCCACCCGCAGAGCCCUCCACCGUCGGAUCUCCCCACGGCCGUGAUGUCCGUCUCCUACCCGGGCCAACCAACCGCGGUGGGAUUCCCGGGCUGGCCAGACGUCCACGGCAUGUCAUCGAUGAACAUGGUGCAGUACCCCAUGUUUGCGGGCGAUCCGUCACAGCAACCGCCGUUCAACGGGGGACCACCCAUGGGACAUGGGCAUCCGGGGGCGUCUCCGGGGUGA
Molecule: messenger RNA, 1113 nt
Organism: Aspergillus campestris IBT 28561
Lineage: Eukaryota; Fungi; Ascomycota; Eurotiomycetes; Eurotiales; Aspergillaceae
Product: putative C6 finger domain protein
Exons: 3
Coding region: 1-1113 (370 amino acids)
Biological process (GO): regulation of DNA-templated transcription
Molecular function (GO): zinc ion binding; DNA-binding transcription factor activity, RNA polymerase II-specific
Source: RefSeq, a predicted model, not a curated record